Messenger RNA from Meleagris gallopavo (turkey), 864 nucleotides. The record is from RefSeq and is a predicted model, not a curated record. Lineage: Eukaryota; Metazoa; Chordata; Aves; Galliformes; Phasianidae.
ACGUAUUUUUUUAACCACAGGUGCAAAAUGACUGCUCAAGUAACACUGGAGGAUGCCUUAUCCAAUGUGGAUCUCUUGGAAGAAUUACCAUUGCCAGAUCAGCAACCGUGUAUUGAACCUCCGCCAUCAUCUCUGCUUUACCAGCCAAACUUCAACACUAACUUUGAGGACAGAAAUGCAUUUGUCACUGGCAUUGCGAGAUACAUUGAGCAAGCUACAGUCCAUUCUAGCAUGAAUGAAAUGUUAGAAGAGGGCCAGGAAUAUGCUGUCAUGUUAUAUACAUGGAGGAGCUGCUCAAGGGCCAUUCCCCAGGUUAAGUGCAAUGAGCAGCCUAACAGAGUAGAAAUUUAUGAGAAAACUGUGGAAGUGCUGGAGCCAGAAGUCACAAAACUGAUGAAUUUUAUGUAUUUCCAGAGAAAUGCAAUUGAACGGUUUUGUGGGGAGGUGAGACGCUUGUGCCAUGCAGAGAGGAGAAAAGACUUUGUCUCUGAAGCAUAUCUGAUCACACUGGGCAAAUUUAUCAACAUGUUUGCAGUACUGGAUGAGCUGAAAAAUAUGAAGUGCAGUGUGAAGAACGACCAUUCAGCCUACAAGAGAGCUGCUCAGUUCCUACGGAAAAUGGCAGAUCCUCAGUCCAUUCAAGAGUCCCAGAAUCUCUCCAUGUUCCUUGCUAACCACAACAAGAUAACACAAUCAUUACAGCAGCAGUUGGAGGUGAUUGUUGGCUAUGAAGAACUGCUUGCAGACAUUGUGAAUUUGUGUGUGGACUACUACGAAAACAAAAUGUAUCUAACCCCCAGCGAGAAACACAUGCUUUUGAAAGUAAGUUUCUUUUCAGUACAAACUUAAAGAAAGGUUGAAGCA